Molecule: messenger RNA, 1630 nt
Organism: Carya illinoinensis
Lineage: Eukaryota; Viridiplantae; Streptophyta; Magnoliopsida; Fagales; Juglandaceae
Exons: 3
Coding region: 945-1415 (156 amino acids)
Molecular function (GO): zinc ion binding
Source: RefSeq, a predicted model, not a curated record
GUCUCUACGUCCCCGUGGUCCUUCCAAAGUCUUUUCUUCUUUCCAUAAGCGUGGGUCUUUUUUUCUUUCCGUUUUAUCUCUCCGUCCUCGCUCUCUCUCUCUCUCUUGCCUUGCCUUGCCCUCCGGUCCGUAGCUCUCCUCCAUGAAAGACCCUCCAUUCUUUUCAAGAAAAAUGCUAUUUGCACACUGCGUCGCGUACCCUUCGCGUACACGCCGUCCACGUGGCACGAUUAAUGAAACGGUGCGUUGCGCACCGCAUCGAGGAUGACACCGGGGCUUAUCGUUUUGCCUCCCCUCUUCCUUCACGUACAGAGUGAGGAUGAAAUUAGGGCUAGAUGGCUGCCUCCACACUUAUCUCCUUCACGUUCAGCGAAACCCAUUUGAAAACCAAUUCGUGUGAAUGCCAAUUCAAAACCAGAAAUAAAUCCAUUGAAACCAGGUCUACCCAUUCCAAGUCGUGCGAAACCCAUUUCAAAACCAGAAAUUUCAAUAGAUCUACCAGGUCGUGCGAAACCCAUUUGAAAACCAGAAAUUUCACCAUUGAAACCAGUCGUGCGAAACCCAUUUGAAAAAACCAAAAAUUUCACCAUUGAAACCAGUCGUGCGAAACCCAUUUGAAAAAACCAGAAAUUUAACCAUUGAAACGAGUCUUGCGAAACCCAUUUCAAAACAAGAAAUUUCAAUAGAUCUACCAGGUCGUGCGAAACCCAUUUCAAACCAGAAAUCUCACCAUUGAAACCAGCUUGUGCGAAACCCAUUUCAAAACCAGAUAUGUGGUGCACCUUCACGCUGCAGAAAACACCCAUUUGAAGGCAGGUCGUGCGAAACCGAUUGGUCAGCGAGCGAAGAAAUUUCCCUCACUUUCGCACUUCUCUCGUCGGCGAUUCCAGAAGCCUUGCGUCCAUUGUUGAGAGCUCUGGCAUCAUUGUUUAAAGUCUGAGAAUAUGUCAUCAUCGACGACAACGUCUUCUUCAUCUCUUGCCAAACAAAAGAGGGGUCAUCCGAAAUGCUUCUGUGAGAUUGAAGCCCAACUGAGAUACUCAAAUACUCAACAUAAUCCAGGACGACCCUUCUUAAGUUGUCCAAAGUACAACAAAGAGAGAUUACCAUAUUGUAAGUAUUUCAAAUGGGUAGAUGGCCAUGAAUACCCAUUGUCGGACCCAAGUGAAACUCACACUGAAAUUUCCAGCAAGGAGAAGGAGCUGAAGAAAAAACUGGUCGAUAUUGAGAAGAUCAUUAUUGAUUUGCGUAAAAGAGUAGACGACUUCGAGUUCAUACUAUCCAAUAGAAAUGAGGAGUUACUGAAAGAGUUGGUGGCUGUUGUACGUGAAGCAGAAAUAAGACGUUCACGCAUAUUAGUCCGUGGGUUUUGGGCUUUAGCAUUUGUUCUAGCAUAUUACUUGGUGGUUAUGUAGUAAUUUCAGAUUAGUGUUAGAAUUUAGUUGCUGCUGUAUAUAUAAUGAUACUUCAUAUAUUAGUGAAACUUGUGAACCAUGUUUGCCACUGCACCUGAAACAUGGUUCUCUUACAAGUGUGCCAUGCAUUUUUUGUCAUCCAUUUCUUGUAUUGCAUGGAAAUGAUUAUGUGGUGGAUGUUGUAGUUAUGUCAAAACUGUAAUUAUUUUGUAUUA